Theobroma cacao (cacao) is the source of this 4166-nucleotide messenger RNA. RefSeq lists its product as uncharacterized. Lineage: Eukaryota; Viridiplantae; Streptophyta; Magnoliopsida; Malvales; Malvaceae. The record is from RefSeq and is a predicted model, not a curated record.
GAUUUGUGAAAUCAAUGUCCUUUCUCACUGUUUGUUAAGGGGAGGUUUUUUGGGUGGAAGAUCUUGGAGAGAGAAAGUGAAAGAGAGAAAGAGAGUCAAUGAAAGGGAGAGAAGAAAGAGGAGGAGAGAGAGAGACACAGUGGGUUAUCAAUUCUGGUUGUAUGUUUUUGGAUUUACUGCUCCCCCCAAGUAAAUGUGCAUUUGAUGUAAAGGAGUUAGCUUGCUUUUAUUUGUGUUGCAAUUAAGAGGGAGAGAGAGAAAAAGAGGAAGGGAAAGAUAAAGAGAGAAAGGUCCAGUUUUUUUUAGCUGGUUCUAGUUGUUUAAUGGAGGUGUGGGUUUUGAGGUUGAAGAAGGGAUCUUUAUAUUCUAUGUUUUGUUUCUGUUAAACCAUUUUGGUUCUUGUUUUUUCAAGUGCCUUGUUUGGGGAGAGUUUUCCUUUGUUAAUUUUUGGGAUCUGGGUUUUGGGGUUCUAGGGCUUCAGUUAUUCAGCCUUUGACUCAAUAGUCUCUUCAUUGGGUUCCCUUCCACGUUUUUGUCUUUCUUGUACUUCUCUUCAAAAAAUGGGCUUUUGACUUUCUUGUAUACUUCCAAUUCUGGGUUCUUUCCUGUGGUUUUGCACCUUAAAACUCUUCUUCUUUUUGGUUUUUGAGCUGAUCCUGAGAUGCUUUGUUUCUCAGAUUGGAGACUGAGAUUUGUUGCUGGAUUUAUUUCCCCUUUUACAUUUUGGGUUCCUCAUGGGUUGUUUUUCUCUGAAUUGUAUCCUUUUUAGCUGAAUUUGGGGCUUUCUUGAUCUGGUACAAGAUUCCUCCCUUUUGCUUUGAGUCCUAGGGUUUGAAGAUUGAACCCACUAAGAAAAAUAAGUCGGCUUUUUGUACUGAAUCUUGAGCUAGUUUUCUUCUUGGUUUUGUCUCUCAAGUUUUGCCGCUUUGAUGCAUCUUUCACUGUGGAAACCCAUAUCUCACUGUGCUGCUCUGAUCUUAGACAAGAAGAGCAGGAGAAGAGAUGGGUCUGAAUCAGCAGCUGAAAUCAAGAAGAACCCUUCCAUUCUCCGGAAACUACAUGAGAACAAGCUCAGGGAAGCUCUUGAAGAAGCAUCUGAAGAUGGCUCUUUGUUCAAGUCCCAGGACAUGGAACCUGAUUCACUAGGCAAUCAAGAUGAGAGCUUGGGACGAUCAAGAUCCCUUGCAAGACUCCAUGCUCAGCGUGAAUUUUUGCGAGCUACUGCCCUUGCCGCGGAGCGUAUAUUUGAGAGUGAAGAUUCUAUCCCUGAUGUCCGUGAGGCUUUCAAUAAGUUCCUCACAAUGUACCCAAAAUACCACUCAUCAGAGAAGAUUGAUCAGUUGAGGUCAGAUGAGUAUGCACAUUUAUCACCAAAGGUAUGCCUUGAUUAUUGUGGAUUCGGGCUUUUCUCUUAUGUUCAAACUUUGCAUUACUGGGAGUCUUCUACAUUUAGUUUGUCUGAGAUAACUGCAAAUUUGAGUAACCAUGCACUUUAUGGUGGUGCUGAGAAAGGCACUGUGGAAUAUGACAUAAAGAGUAGGAUAAUGGAUUAUUUGAACAUCCCAGAACAUGAGUAUGGCCUUGUGUUUACGGUAAGUAGGGGGUCUGCGUUUAAGUUGCUGGCGGACUCAUAUCCUUUUCACACGAAUAAGAAAUUGUUGACCAUGUUUGAUUAUGAGAGUCAAUCAGUGAAUUGGAUGGCUCAGAGUGCUAGGGAAAAGGGUGCAAAAGUCUACAGUGCUUGGUUCAAAUGGCCAACUCUUAAACUUUGUUCUACUGAUUUGAGAAAGCAGAUAUCGAAUAAAAAGAGGAGGAAGAAGGAUUCUGCUACUGGUCUUUUUGUUUUCCCGGUGCAGUCUAGAGUAACGGGGGCUAAGUAUUCAUAUCAGUGGAUGGCAUUGGCUCAGCAGAACAAUUGGCAUGUCUUGCUUGAUGCUGGGUCAUUGGGUCCCAAAGACAUGGAUUCACUUGGCCUGUCUUUGUUUCGGCCGGAUUUCAUUAUCACAUCAUUUUACAGGGUGUUUGGAUAUGAUCCAACUGGCUUUGGGUGCCUUCUUAUUAAAAAAUCAGUCAUGGGAAGUCUUCAGAACCAGUCUGGGUGUACUGGGUCUGGCAUGGUGAAGAUCACCCCUGAGUAUCCUCUGUAUCUGAGUGAUUCUGUAGAUGGUCUUGAUGGAUUGGGUGGAAUUGAGGACGAUGAAGUUGGUGCAAAUGGUGAUAAACCCUCUGAAAGCCGUCCAGGAUCACAGUUGCCUGCCUUUUCUGGCGCCUUCACAUCUGCUCAGGUCAGGGAUGUAUUUGAUACAGAGAUGGAUCCAGAUAAUAGUUCUGAUAGAGAUGGAGCGAGCACCAUAUUUGAAGAAACUGAGAGCAUUUCUGUCGGAGAAGUGAUGAAAAGCCCUGUCUUCAGUGAAGAUGAGUCAUCAGACAACUCAUUAUGGAUUGAUUUGGGUCAGAGUCCAUUGGGGUCUGAUAGCGCAGGUCAGUUGAAUAAACAGAAAAUUGCCUCCCCUUUGCCACCUUUUUGGUUUAGUGGCAAGAAGAACCACAAGCGGCUCUCUCCAAAGCCAACAUCGAAGAUAUAUGGCAGCCCAAUAUAUGAUGAUAAAGAUGUGAACCUGGGGCAUGAUGAUCAUCAUGUGUUAUCAUUUGAUGCUGCUGUUCUAUCAGUUUCACAGGAACUGGACCGUGUGAGGGAGAUCCCCGAAGAAGAACAAUUAGCAGGAACAAACAUCACCUCACGAAAUCAUAAGAAGACUUCACAUUAUUCACAUGUUCUGGAAAUUCAGGAAGAACAGGGUACCAGCAAACCACUGUCUGUGGGGUCUGUAUCUAGUUCUGCUAUAAACGGAGCUCGCCUCAAUAAUUCUUCUGUAUUUCGGAAUAAUGGCCUAGCAAAUGGCUCAACUUCUGAAAUUUCCUCAGAGAUUAAAGAGAGUGCCAUAAGAAGAGAAACUGAAGGUGAAUUUAGGCUGUUGGGGAGGAGGGAAGGGAAUAGAUAUAAUGGUGGUAGAUUUUUUGGGUUAGAAGAUGAACAUCCAAGCAGGGGAAGAAGGGUAUCCUUUAGCAUGGAGGAGGGCCGUAAAGAGCGCCUGAGUCAUACUUUGGAGCCAGGAGAAGUGUCUGUGACUAGUCUUGAUGAUGAAGACUACACCAGCGAUGGAGAAUAUGGUGAUGGACAAGAUUGGGACAGGAGGGAGCCUGAGAUAACUUGUCGGCAUCUUGAUCAUGUUAAUAUGUUGGGGCUCAAUAAAACCACUCUUAGAUUACGGUUUUUGAUUAAUUGGCUUGUAACCUCAUUACUACAGCUCAAAUUACCUAGUUCAGAUGGAGAUGGCAGAGUGAAUCUUGUUCACAUUUAUGGCCCAAAGAUAAAAUAUGAAAGGGGUGCAGCUGUGGCGUUCAAUGUGAGGGAUAAAAACAGGGGCCUCAUCAAUCCAGAGAUUGUACAGAAGUUGGCUGAAAGAGAAGGUAUUUCUCUCGGUAUUGGUUUCCUCAGUCACAUACGAAUAUUAGAUAGUCCACGACAACAGCGAGGGGCUUUGAACCUCGAAGAUACUACCCUGUGCAGACCGAUGGAAAAUGGGCGACAUGAUGGGAAAAGUGGGUUCAUAAGAGUCGAGGUUGUCACAGCUUCUCUGGGCUUCCUGACUAAUUUUGAGGAUGUCUAUAAGUUGUGGGCUUUUGUGGCAAAGUUCCUUAACACAGCAUUCAUCAGAGAGGGUACACUUCCAACUGUUGCAGAAGAAGAGUCAGAGACAUAACUUCUGUAAAGGAACACUUCAAAAUCAUUUGCAAUAUAUCCGAGAGUCUGAAUGGAAGAUUCCCUUAGAGAGGAUUUGGAGGUACCAGUAUAUGCAUGGCUUGCUCUUCCCCAAGACUCUUGGAUGCAGGCGGGUGAAUGUGUUAAUUCAUGUUUGUUGUUGCUUGAAAUUUUCUUUUUCCCCUUUUGGGUUCCUUGUAGAGUUGUUUUUAGAAAAAAUAUGUACCAUUUUGGAAGUUACCAUGACCUCAAAGCAGAAGUAUAUGGACACUACUCACAACUGUUACCACUUAGCGAUUCUGCUUUUGGUUUAUACACACUUCAUUUUUCUUCUCUGUAAAAAGAGGUAGUUAAUUUUACCUUCUGCAGUUCAAAUACAUUCACCACGUUUCUGAUUUGUCAA